AAGGCUUCCUAUCCCACAGCGUCAUUACGUCACUCUGCAUCCGAACAUAGACCAGUCGCAGCCAUUUUACUCCGCGAAAUAAACUUCAAUCUCACAGCUACAGGAAAAAAACAACACACACAAGAUAGCUCCGCUGGCAUUAAUGGAUAUCUCGUUGUGAACCUGGGCUCGGACAGAUCCCGCUUUCAAGCCUGUUAUUCGGUUUGAAUCCAUGGCUUAGCGUAACCAAGAAACUAGCUGGACUUGUCUUUCCUCUUUCCCUAACUGUCCUCUGCUACUACAGGUAGCGGCAAGACAUAUCCAAAGGGACGGUGACCCAAAUCCCUGUUGCUUGCCCGGGACCCUCCCCAAUCGCCUCUUGAGGCAGGAUGGAGCCCCAGGCUUCUCAGGGCCAGCUAGGAGCAGAGGGGGACUGUGGGAUGUUGAGUCUGCUGCUGCCCAGCCCCCAGAGCGAGGCAGUGACCCAUGAGAUGGAGGAGCUGUCGCUGCAGCCCACACAGAAACUGCCUCCGCUCAAUGAACGCAAAAAUGUCCUGCAGUUGCGGCUUCAGCAAAGGCGAACCAGGGAGCAGCUGGUGGAGCAGGGCAUCAUGCCACCUCUGAAGAGCCCGGCAGCCUUCCAUGGGCAGAUUCGCAGCUUGGAGAGAGCCAGGACCGAGAAUUUCCUCAAGCAUAAGAUCCGCAGUCGUCCAGAGAGAGCAGAGUUGGUCAGGAUGCAUAUCCUGCAAGAGACUGGAGCAGAACCCUCACUACAGGCCACCCAGAUGAGACUGAAGAGGGCCCGGCUGGCUGACAACCUGAACGAGAAAAUCGCCCAGAGACCCGGCCCUAUGGAGCUGAUAGAGAAAAACAUCCUGCCGGUGGAUUCCACCCUUAAACAGGCCAUCAUCGUGGGCCAGGUGAAUUAUCCGAAGGUGUUAAAUGAAGACAGCAGCGACGCCCUGUCACCAGAGCAGCCGGCCAGCCAGGAGUCUCAGAGUUCUGUCCCCUCUCCCGCGGAAAGCAAAGUGCCAGAGACGCCCUCUCCAGGCCCAGCACCACCACCACUACCCACCACAAUACUGCAGGCCUUCCCAGUUGCCACACCAGCAACAACAGACUUUGUGAAAGUGAUCUCUACUAAUGAGCCGCCUGCCAGCCGCCCAGCUGUCACGCCCGCACAACCAGUCACCACAGCUGCUCCUUCAAAACCAGCCCCAACACUGGUGAAACAAAGCCAGCAAAGGUCGCCCUCAGAGAAGAACCGCAGUAAGAAGGGGAAAGAGCCUAAGUCCAGGGUGAAAAAGCUCAAGUACCACCAGUAUGUCCCCCCAGACCAGAAGCAGGAGGCCAGUGAAGCACCCAUGGACUCCUCUUAUGCCAGACUACUGCAGCAACAGCAGCUGUUCCUCCAGCUGCAAAUCCUCAGCCAGCAACAGCAGCACUACAACUACCAGACUAUAUUACCAGCACCACUUAAACCUGUGGCCGAGGGUCAAAGCAGCAGUGCCGGAAGCCUGCCGACCUCCAUCAUGGUGUCUCUACCCACUGCACCUCCACCUCCCCCUUUGCCUUCGGCCUCGGCUCGCCCAAACAACUCGCUCACGAACCGCAAGCCAGGAAUCUUGCCUGCCAACCUGGAGGAGAUGAAGGUGGCUGAGCUAAAACUGGAACUAAAGCUGCGUGGCCUCCCUGUGUCAGGAACAAAGACUGAUCUGAUAGAAAGACUGAAGCCUUUCCAGGACAAUCCCAGCACCUCUGCUGCUACCACCAUUCACCCCCCAAACAUUACCACCCUCUCUGUCCCCAUGGAGGUCACCACCAACACUACCACCCCUGCUAUAGUCCUCCCAGUCCAGCAGGUGGCUCCAGAGAACUUGAACUCCACGCCACCGGUCUCACCCAUUCCCACUGAUCCCUCUGCCCGCCAGCAGGAUGUAGGCAUGUCUGAGGCUCCUUCUGAAACACAAAUGGUGAGCUCUGGCUGGGCAGGUCCACGAUCCUCACCUCUCCUGUCUUUCCAUGUCCCGGAGGAAAAGGACAGGAGGCUCCAUGAGAAGGAGCGUCAGAUAGAAGAGUUGAUGAGGAAGCUGGAGCAGGAGCAGAGGCUGGUGGAGGAGCUGAAGAUGCAGCUGGAGGUGGAAAAGAGGACCAGCACCGCUGACUCUUCCUGUGCACCUGCCACAAACCUUGUUCCUACAGUCCUGAACCCAAAUGUAGUAAAAGUGGAGGGUGCAGUCCUGUCAAACUGUUCAUCCACUCCCGCUACAAUCAAUAAUUCUGUCCGGGGCUCCCCCCUCCCAACAGUGGUCAAGUUGGAGGAUGUGACUGUUUCUUCUGGCAAGCCGGUCCACACCCAAACCCAGCUCAUCACCCACAUCCAAUCCCAAGCACAGCCCCAAGUCACCGCCAGCCCACAGUUCCUCCCCCAGUCACAGAGAAGUCCCAAACUCGAGACCCAGCCCCACUCUCAACCCGCAGCCUCCAGCCUGCAGCAGUUCUUUAUCACAGGCGGAGUGUCCCAGGUGCUGAGUCAGCCUCAGACUCUGCUGACCAGGACUGGCCAGGCUGGAACUCAGAUCCUCCUCCCAGUCUCACUACCCAAUAAGGCUACUGCAAUCCAGCUACCAAGCACCACUGUCAGCCUGCAGCCUGUUCUUCAGGCCACGGUCUCAAAUCAAGGUCUGGUCCAGGGCUCAGCUCCUCAGCUGCAAACCACAAAAAUGGAGACGGCACCCAGCCAGCAGUUAGCCAACCACAACCAAUUGCUACAGACUCUGACUUUGUGCAAUAACACCACUGGUUUGGAGAACCAAACUAGGCCUGAGAUGAAUCCCCAGUGUUUCCUGAGAAGCUCCCCAGAGAACAGGGUCUCCCCACGGGCUUCACCCAACCACCACAUCUCCAACGGACCAUUCAAUAAGUCUUCUUCUCCCCAGCCCGCCUUGAUCCUUCAGCCCACCUCCCUUGUUACCCUGCCUCCCAAGAUGAGAGAGCCUCCACGCUAUGAGGAGGCCGUGAAACAGAGUCGCAACAUGCACAUCAACAAUGUUUCACAGGUUCCCACUGCAACCAGCCAGCAAAUGGACGAUUUAUUCGACAUUCUCAUCGAGAGUGGAGAAAUCACUCCAUUUAUCCAGCAGGACCCUUCGGUGUCUCUCACUAAGACCGUCCCGGUCACUGCAAACAUCACCACCCUGCCAGUCAGCACCGCUCUCUCCAGACCACCUCCACAGAUCCAGGUGGCCCCUCCGCCCACCCUGAACCCCCUCAUCGGCCAAAGCCUGCCCAGCCUCUCCUCGCUGGCCACAGACAAUCAGCUGGAGGCCUUUCUGGAGCGAACGCUCGCCGAUACGUCGCCAGUGUCAGACCCGCGCACCCAGGGCCUGAUGGAGGAGCUGCAGGCCCAACUGAUGGAACAGCAACCCUACUCGCCCAUGGACACGUCAGACCUGUCCUUCUGUGAUUCCUCCUCGCCCCCGUCCUCGCUCAACAUGGGCCUGUCUGACCCGGGCCUGGACAAUAUGGAGUGGCUGGACCUCACCAUGCCACCAGGUCCUGGCGGUGCACUCACACCACUGGGGAUCCCAACGGACUUCCUGGAUACACAUGACCUGCAGCUUCAUUGGGACUGACGGAGGGACGGGUGAAAGAAAAAGAACGGUCAAGUCAGCAAAGCAGCUGAGCCAGAAGGGAGGGAGAGAUGGAUGAAAAGGAGAAAGGCACCGAUAGACGCAAAUUUUUCAACAUUUUAAAUAAGGACACAAAAGGAGGAGAAAACAUGGCAUUUCUGUGCCAUAUCAAUCUUACCAGUACGUCCAUACAUCUGUAAUAUUCCUACUAUACUACAGUAAGGGACGCUGUACAGUAGUGCACUGAUUCAAGUUGAACUACAAGCAGGAGUUUGCACAGCUUCAAAAGAGGGCCUACUAUGGCUGAACAGCCAGAAUAACGUCAUAAUGUCUCUAAAGUAAACACAGACACCUGUAGAAUUAGUGAUAAAGAGUUUUUAAACCGACUAGA
Molecule: messenger RNA, 4002 nt
Organism: Micropterus dolomieu (smallmouth bass)
Lineage: Eukaryota; Metazoa; Chordata; Actinopteri; Centrarchiformes; Centrarchidae
Gene: mrtfba
Product: myocardin related transcription factor Ba
Exons: 17
Coding region: 369-3614 (1081 amino acids)
Biological process (GO): smooth muscle cell differentiation
Source: RefSeq, a predicted model, not a curated record